CCCUUACGCCACUCCACAAUUAUUUUUCUUUUAAGUUUAAGCACAGACACUACCCCGCUUCUCGUUCUUCUCUUCUUCCCACAAUCAAACCCUACUCCACUCUGAACCAAAGAUUUCGAUUUCCAUGUCUGUCCCUGUUGGCGGAGGAGGAGGAGGAAGGGUAGCGCCGAGGGUAUCGACAAGUUUAUCAUGUCUUGUUGAUUAAGUUUGCAUUUCAGCCGAAUGCAUCGUCCGGGAUGGGCGUCUCCGAUCACAGCAAAACCAUGUAUGUGGAAUUGCAGCGCCGGAAAGUGCACCGCUAUGUGAUAUUCAAGAUUGACGAGAAGAAAAGGGAAGUCGUGGUUGACAAGACGGGCAGCCCGGCCGAGAGUUACGAAGACUUUGUUGCAUCUUUACCUGAGAGCGACUGCCGUUACGCUGUCUUCGACUUUGAUUUUGUGACUUCAGAAAACUGCCAAAAGAGCAAGAUCUUCUUCAUCACAUGGUCGCCUUCGGUCUCCCCAAUUCGAGCAAAGAUGCUUUACGCAACAUCUAAGGAGCGGUUUAGGCGCGAGCUACAGGGCAUACACUACGAGAUCCAGGCUACCGAUUCUACUGAAAUGGACCCCGACAUAAUCAGAGGACACGCUAAUUGAAGACUAAUGGAUUCUUACAAGUACUAUGUUUGAACCUCUCUUGAUAUCGAUGUCCCGUUUAGAUGAGCUGAGCUUGCGGUUACUCGGUCUUGUGAUGCUUGGCAAUGUAAAAAAUUUCGAUAAUUGCUUGUAAUUUUUAUAUACGUAUAAUAAUCUGGCUGCUCCUCGUCUUGAGAGUCAAAUGCUGGACUCUCUAACAGAGAGUAUAAAUGAGUGAAUGUUUUAGCCAUUCUUGCAAGAUGGAUGUAAUGAAGGUAUUUGAACAUGACACAAAAUUUGAUGACAUGGGACAAUUAGGACCAUGCCAAUUAAAUAUAUAUACGACAUAUAAUGGUUGAAACCCAA
Messenger RNA from Andrographis paniculata, 980 nucleotides. Its product is annotated as actin-depolymerizing factor-like. Gene Ontology annotation, biological process: actin filament depolymerization. Gene Ontology annotation, cellular component: actin cytoskeleton; cytoplasm. The record is from RefSeq and is a predicted model, not a curated record. The coding region runs from base 237 to 635 and encodes 132 amino acids. Gene Ontology annotation, molecular function: actin filament binding. NCBI's taxonomy places the organism in Eukaryota, Viridiplantae, Streptophyta, Magnoliopsida, Lamiales, Acanthaceae. The transcript is spliced from 3 exons.